Messenger RNA from Xyrauchen texanus (razorback sucker), 2155 nucleotides. It is a transcript of the gene chodl, whose product is annotated as chondrolectin. Gene Ontology annotation, biological process: positive regulation of axonogenesis. The record is from RefSeq and is a predicted model, not a curated record. Bases 202 to 1101 code for a protein of 299 amino acids. Gene Ontology annotation, cellular component: cytoplasm. The transcript has 7 exons. NCBI's taxonomy places the organism in Eukaryota, Metazoa, Chordata, Actinopteri, Cypriniformes, Catostomidae.
AGAGGAGGCGCGAUUUCAUCCUCUUCAGAAUUCAGAGGUGUUUUACAAAGUGUCAGCCAAGCUUGGUGGGGAAAAACAUGUCUUUUAAAACUACCAAGAAGAGUUUUUUCAAAUAAACGGUAGAAAAAGGCGACUGAAGACGUCUGUGUGCACUUCAAUCCAUCAUCUCCUCAUUCAAAUGCGCCAGUGAAGCACGCGAAGAUGCGCGCGGCACUCCGGACCCUUUGUGCUUUGACUGUUUUGGUCUCGUGCUGCCAUGGCGCGAGAGUUGUGAGUGGUCAGACAGUGUGUCAGGGCAGUCCUGAGCAUCCGUGCUAUAAGAUUGCAUACUUCAGGGACGUGACUAGUCGUGUUGCCUUCUGGGAGGCUCUACAGGCAUGUGAAAUGGAUGGCGGUUCAUUGCUGAGCAUUGAGAAUGUGGCAGAGCAGAGACACAUUGAACACCUCCUAAAGGAACUCAGCAUUUCCUCUUCCACCGGAACUGCCAGUGGGCCGAGCAUCACAGACGGUGAUUUCUGGAUUGGCCUGACUCGAGCAGAGAAUGAGAAUGCUCAGGAGCCUGGCAGCUUUGCCUCAUGUCCCAACCUUUACAGAUGGACUGAUGGAAGUGUCUCACAGUUCAGAAACUGGUAUGCUGAUGAGCCAUCCUGUGGAGGAGAAGCUUGUGUGGUGAUGUAUCAUCAGCCUACUGCUUUCGCGGGGCCUGGUGGGCCAUACCUCUAUCAAUGGAAUGAUGACAGGUGCAAUAUGAAGCACAAUUUCAUCUGCAAGUAUGAACCAGAGAGCUAUCUGGUUAAAGAGCAGGGAGACAGACCUGUAGCGCAUGAUGCUGAUCUUUCCACAGAAGAACAAGAGGAAAGGAGAACACCUCCUGGCAACGAGGACGAAAGCCCCCGACCUAUAGUGCCAGGGCCUUCAAGUAUGCUGCUAAUCUAUGUGAUUAUUCCCACCAUUCCCCUACUUUUGCUGAUAUUGGUUGCUUCAGGGACCUGCUGUUUCCAGAUGUUGAGCAAGAGCAAACCACGGACCAAAACAAGCAUUAACCAAUCAACUCUCUGGAUCUCCAACACGCCAAAGUUAGACAGCGGCAUGGAGGUUUAAAGAUCCACAAAUCAUUCCCACGAUUUAAGCAGCUUGCUGGAUUUUUCAACCAUGUUGCUUAAUCUGCAACAUGCACGUCUCUGGUUGGUAGUUGUGUGUGAGAUUUCAUAAUACAAGUUCAAAUGUGCAGUGUAGUUACAUGUAUAUCACUUUUUUGUACAAAUGUUGUACUUAAAGAUUCUCCUCAGCAUCUCACAAUCUACUGAAAUCUAUGAUAUUACCUUUGAUUUUCCAAGAACUGUUCUGAGUUUCCAAUUCAUUCCCAUGACCUUCUUCUCAAUUUCAUGUUUCCUGUCAGAUAGUCUGACCUGAUGUACUGAGGAUUGCUUAUAGUGAGGGUGAAUACUAAUUGACGCCGAACACAGUGAGCAAUUAAAUUACUGUAAUUAAGACAAGUGCAAGCGGGAACCACAUAAAAAGUGGAAUUAAGAGUUCCCGCUGACAGCGAAUAGGGUCACAAAAACUGAAUCAAGUAACACAGUAAAGAAGAUAAUCUCUAAAAGAGCAUAAAAAAUAAAACCGCAUAAGACGGUUAAUCAAGUAUUAGAAAAAGGGGACUUUAUUUUUAACUGAAGCCUAUUUAAUAGCUUUUGUCAAGUAUUUCUUCUCAUACAGUAUGAUGCACAUACAAUGUUGCCACAAAAUAAUGUAGUUACAUACAACUGAUAAUUUAAAGGCCCUAAAUGUAUGUUAAAACAGGAUAAUUCUUAAAAUUAUGAAAGUAUUGGCUUGUAGUGACUGUUAUUUAGCUUUGUAGCUCAUGGGGAAGUAAAGAACAUUAAGAUUAAGCAAUCAGAAAUGUACAUAAUUUUGGUAAGAUGCAACACCUAAGCUGCUUUUAGCUGUCACUGUUAUAGUUUUUUCGCAUGUGAAUAUUUAAUAAUUUUGACCUUUAACAAUAUCACUCGCAUAAAAUAAGCAGUUACUUGUGCUUUCACAGCUAAAACAUUGUAAAUACAUGGUUUGCAUCAGUAAUAGUAUCAUAUACCAAAAUUAGUUAGUUUAAAAGUCUGACUGUAGAGGAAGAUGAACAGUAUUCCGUUUUCAGUUUCUG